UCAAAAAUUGUAGUAAAUGGCUGAUAAUCAAGGAAAAGAAAAUGGUUUUUUUAGACACUUGUUGAGCGGUAAUAGCUCUAGGCCUACUCUGCUCAAAGGGGAUCCUCAUAAGAGGGGGGUAAUGGAUUCUGCUAGGAGGGCUAGGCAGGAAGAGGCUGUCAGACACAGUGUGGCCCAACGGUCGAGUGCGCUGAACAUAGUGCGUACUCGUAUUGAUGAUGAGUACGUAGGCGACGUUGUUCGCCCAACGGAGUGGACUGUUGUUCGGGGGUCGGACGGGAGAUUCGCACGUGGCGGCCCUAGUUCUUCAGGCGCAUCUGAGUGCGCCGGAAGUAUUCUCGUCGAUAAUGAGUCGCCACGGGGGAGAAGGGGCUCACAGUCCGCUGGCACGGACUGGUUAGUCACAUCGCCCUAUCCCGGGGGGCCCACAGAUACGCGCCUGAUACCUAGCUAUGAGGGCACAUAGCUAAACUUAUUUUUGAUGGCUCCGAGCGUACACCUUCGGUUCUGGAAUGCCAUAGUAGGAAGAGGCCGUUGGACGCCAUCAUCGGACUGAGGGAUAUGAGCGAUGCGCUGUACGAUGUUCUACCUGCUACUCCCCUCGGCCGUCUGCCGUAUAUUAUGCACCAGCACAUCGACUGUGCUUUGAUAUCGGCCUUCGUGGAGAGGUGGCAGCCGGAUACGAACACCUUCCACAUGCCAUGGAGGAGAUGACAAUUAUGUUGCACGACGUGCAACGCAUAUUGGGCAUGUCUAUUGAAGGUUCUCUACCAGCCGAGCCUUCUUAGGUGGAGUGGCAGGUAUCACCAAUCUGUUCAAGGAGCCCAUGUCUGAGCUACGGCGGAAAGGUGCAUUCACCAGCGGCUGCGUCAACGUUGCUGAACUGAUGCAGCUGUGUCAUAGGUCCCAGGCCAUGGAUACCCAGUCGACAGCCUACUACAUGGCUAUUGUCGGCUCCACCCUGCUGGCGGAUAUGACCAGAACCGACAUGCGACCUCACCCGAUACUUGCCGUGAACAUUGAUCAAGAUGAGAUCGCCUGGGGUGCGGUGGCCUUGGCCUACUUGUAUCGGCAGUUGGGAAUGGCAUCUAGGGCUGGUUGCAAGACCAUUGCGGGUUGCCUCACAUUGCUCCAGACAUGGAUCUAUGAGUACUUUUCCGCUUUCCGCCCUCAUCCUCGCCGAGCAGACGUGCCUAAUAAGACUAGGGCGGAGAUGUCAUCCACGAAGAAACCAUGUCGUGAUGUGAACAGGCUGAGGGACUGUCGUAGCAUACUUGACUCCAUGACGGAAACUCAGGUGGAAUGGACUUCGUACAUGACUGCUCCAAGGGCAUUGCUGAAUGAGCACCCACGCACCAGCUUCAUCGGGGGUAUCACUUACUUUGAUAUGGUCGAGGUGUAUUUGCCGGAGCAGACAGUGCGACAGUUUCUCAAUGAAUGGCCGAGUCGAUUCGCUCCAUUGGCGAGACUGCCUCCUGUUGCUGAAAUGAACCCCCAGGAAAGACAUGCUUUAGAUGUAUACCUUAAUGAUUGUAAAGAUUUAUUUUCUGAAUGGCAAUCGUUAAGGGGCACGACCCUUCAUAGUCUGUACUUAAACUAA
This is a messenger RNA of Amaranthus tricolor (Joseph's coat), 1600 nucleotides long. Its product is annotated as protein MAIN-LIKE 1-like. The transcript has 3 exons. The record is from RefSeq and is a predicted model, not a curated record. The coding region runs from base 827 to 1600 and encodes 257 amino acids. Lineage: Eukaryota; Viridiplantae; Streptophyta; Magnoliopsida; Caryophyllales; Amaranthaceae.